AUGGAGGCGGCCCUACAGGAGCUGCAGCGAGUGCUUGGCGAGCAGGCGGCCCAGAUCCAGAGGCUGACCGAGGGCGCCCAGAGGCCAGAAGCGGGAACCGACGACAAACGGCUCGAGAGCAUCGUGGACACGAAGAUCCUGAGCAGGAUUGGGAUCUUCUCGGGCGCUGAUGAGGAAUGGAGGCAGUGGUGCUUCGUGUUCGAGUCGACGGCAGGGCUCGUCGACCUAGAGCAGAUCAUGACGCACUGCGAGGUCACGGAAAAGACAGAGCUAGGCUGGGCAGCGCAGUCGGAGAGGGUCCAGCUCAGGAUGAAGGUGCUGUACCACUUGCUGAUCGCCACGACGAGAGGCAAGGCCCCCACGAUUCUCCAGAUGGUGCCGAAGAACAACGGUGCCAUAGGCUGGAAAAGGCUGAAGGAGGAGUACGAGCCGAAGUCUGGUGGAAGGCUGACGGCGAUGCUCAUGGGAGUGCUGAGUCCCGAGUGGCAGACGGCCAUCAGAGGCGGCGUCCGCACGUGGGAGGCGGCCUGGAAGGAGUGGGAGAAGAGUGUCUCGCUCUACGAGGCCCAGUCCCUGGAGAAGGUCACGGAUGGCACGAGGAUUGCUGUCGUGGUCAGAUGGGCUCCAGAGGACAUGAUGGCCGUGGUCCGCCAGGCCCUGUGGUCGAUCGGCCAGGACUACAACAAGCUGGCCAAGGGGUACGGCAAGCAGGCGAGGAUUGAUGCUGGAAAAGGUCGGGACGUGGAUCGCGACACUUGCAAGGACUGUGGCAAGCGAGGCCAUUGGUCAAGAGACUGCUGGGCCCCAGGGGGUGGAUCAGCGAACCAGACGAAGGGCGAGGCCAAGGAUAAGAAGGGCGGCAAGGGCGGCCAAGAGAAGAAGAAGAAGUGCGACAAGUGCGGGAAGCUGGGCCACGAGACCAAGGACUGCAGGUCACACAUCAAGUGCGACAAAUGCGGGAAGCAAGGCCACAAGGCUUUGGAAUGCAGGUCGACGCCAGAGAGCGCUGAAGUCAAAAGGAUAGUCAUCGAGGAGGACGAGCUGCGGGUCAUGGGCGUCACCGAGAGUGUGAACACCACCGACGACGGCAGCAAGUACGCGUGGGUCUCGAUCGACAGCGGGUCGGAUGCCGACGGGUGCCCCCUUGGCUUCGGUCACUCGAGCGACGACGUCGACGACCCUGCCAGAGUAGAGCUGAGGACGGCCACGAACGAAGAGAUCCAGGAUUACGGCGAGCGGAACGUCGGCAUCGCGUUCCUGGACGAGACGGACCGCGAGGUGAUGACCACGAACCGAUUCCGCAUCGGAGACUUCAGAAAGCCUGUGCUCAGCUGUGGCAUUAGGGUCAUGAGGGGUGCCGUCAUUCACCCUGGGACGGGAAACAGCUACAUGGCCCCGCCGAGCGUGAACGGCAUCCAGAGGAAGAUGCUCCUGACGAUUCUCGGGAAGAGCUUCCACGCGAAGUGCCGUGUGCUGGAGGCGGGUGCUCACGGACAUCCACGAGAGAUCCUGGGCUCCCAGUCGUCGGUCGAGGCGCUGAGGGCACGCCUGAAGGAACUGAGGAGGCUGGGGAUCAUUGAUGCAGCCAUCUACGGCACCAAGAAGCAGCUAUGGGAGAGGCUCGUCAAGUGCGAGCACCAGCUGGACGAGAAGAUGAAGGUCAAGGAGGCCAUCGAGGAGCGCCAACGGCGACUUCAGGAAGGCGUCGAUCCCGAAGUGCCGAGGGCGCUAAAGAUCCCAGAGAGGCCAGACGCGGAGGCCGUGAGGCAGCAUGAGCUCACCCACGCGAAGUUCGAGCCCUGGCGCCUGGAGUGCGCGUUCGGAAAGGGAGAUGCUGCACCUCAUCGCGGAGUCCAGUUCCUCACGGACAAGGGGCCAGAGGUGCCCGUCGUGCAGAUAGACUGCCAUUUCUUAAAGGACGACGGCGACGAGACCGAGGACGCGGCCAACCGCUUCUCCACCACGCUGGCCGUCAUCGACUGCGACACGGGUGUCCCUUUGCAGCUCAGCCUCCCAGAGAAAGGAGGCAACCAUGACUACACGGUGACCUCGAUCGUGAGCUUCCUCAGGAGGCUAGGCGCCACGCAGCUCAGGCUCAGGAGCGACGGGGGGCCGAGCAUCGUCAGCAUAGCGAACGCGGUGGCGGCCAAGAGGCUCAAGUUCGACAACCACAAGGUCACAGUGGAGCAGACCCCCAGGUACUCGUCGCAGUCGCUCGGGGCCGUGGGGGCGCAGCAGAAGAUCUUACAGGGCCAGACCAGGACGAUCAGAGUAGCAACAGAGAAGAUGCUGGGUAUCAAGAUAGAGCCGAGUCAUGUUUUGUGGCCGUGGCUUGUUAGACACGCGGGCUUCAUCACGGAGAUGUUCCACAUAAAGUCGAAUGGGCGGACUCCUCAUCAGGAUGCGACCGGCACCAAGCACCACGGCGUCAUCUUGAAGUUCGCAGAGGCCGCCAUGUUCAAGCAUCCGAUGUCGUCGAGUGGCCAUAGGACUGGAGGCAGGCGCAGUCGCAAGUCAAAGCCGAUGUGGGAGAAGGGCAUCUUCUUGGGCAAGACCUACGAGAGCGACGAGUUCCUCAUGGGGACGUGCAGCGGGGUGCACCUGGUAAGGACGGUGCACAGGCUUCCAGAAGAAGACCAGAGCGACCUCGAGCUCGUGGCCAAGAUGGUCGGGGUCCCCUGGGACCGAGGCAUCGGCCAGAUCGGAAGGCCGAAAGGCGAGGAGGUGGUCAUUCUCCCGACUGCCCCGCCUGAGAAGAAGCAGGAGGAGGCAGAGGUCGACGACACCAAGGAGGAGAAGAAGGUUCCAGACACCACGGUUGAGAAGGGAGUUGCCGAGGACGGGCACAGCUACGUGAGUGCCAGGAGCAGGACAGGCAGCGGCUGCAUGGAGGACGCGGGGCUCCCUACACCGAGGCAAGAAGCAGGCGACAGCUCGUCAUCUCGUCCUGCCCAGCCGACUGGGGAGUCAGAGGUCCCAGAGAUCGAGAUGGGCACCGUUGGAGGCGUCGACGGCUUCGUGAUGGACGAGAUCGACCCGAUGCCCGUCAUGGAUCCAGAGAUGGACAUCGACUGGCACGAGGGCGAGUACGACGUUGACCUCAUCAAGGCAGGCAAGUGCAAGGAGAUCAACACGAUGCAGGAGUUCGAUGUGUUCGAAGCUGUGUCGCCUGACAAGAUUCGCUGUCGCUUCGUCGCCAGGGAGUUCAAGAACAUGGACCCCGAGCGCGAGGGGCUGUUCACGCCGGCCAGCGAACCCACGGCUGGCAAGCUCAUAGGUUUCAAAGCGGCGAAGCGGAACCAGCCCACCGUCAUCAUUGACGCCGUCAACGCCUACUUCCACGCGGCUGAGGCACUCAAGGGCAACACCACGAGGACGAUGUGGAGGAUGAAGAAGAAGCUCUAUGGCGAGAGGGACGCGAGCAGAGGCUUCAGCGACUGCAUGAACCGUACUCUCGUCUCAGAGAUGGCAUUCACGACCGAGCUCGGCAGUAAGGUCAAUAUCAAGGUGAGCAAGUUACUCAAGGCGGGUGCGAAGUACCAGCAUCUGAAAGGAGGGCGAGUGAGAGUUGAGGAUGGCAUGUUCUUGACUGGCAACAAGAAGUACGCAGACAAGAUCAUAGAGCUACUGAACCUUGGCAAGGCCAAGAGCUCGCCCACGCCCAUUGUGACGAAGCUGCUGAAGGAGGACAGCGAGCACCCUCUGAACGCCGAGAAGACCAGGCUCUACCGACAGUGCGUGGGCAUCGCGAGGUACAUGGUAAAUUACGUCACCGAGGUCACGUUCGCUGUUCACGUGCUGAGCAAGAGGCUGGCUGCGCCCACCGACAACGACAUGAAGAGGCUCAAGCACCUCGGCAGGUAUCUACUUGGAGUUCGUCACUAUGCGCUGUUCUUCCCUAGAGCUGGAGAGGCAGAUAUCUUGGAGUGCUACGCCGGCUCGGAUUGGGUUGGAGACUCCAUCGGCAGAAAGAGUGUGUCAUGCGGGGUGUUGUGCUGCGGCGGCUGCGCGCUCCUCGAGUAUUCGCGCGGCCAGAUCAGCCAAGCGCUGAGCUCGGGGGAGGCGGAGUACUGCGCGUCAGUGACGGCCGCUGCCGAGGCGAUCCACCUCCAGAGCGUGAUGGGGUUCCUGGACAUGGACGCGAAUAUCAGAUCCGCAUAG
This is a messenger RNA of Prorocentrum cordatum, 4161 nucleotides long. The record is from the annotation of a GenBank genome assembly. Lineage: Eukaryota; Dinophyceae; Prorocentrales; Prorocentraceae.